AAAGCAGGAUGAAACAUCCAAUAUGCUUUCAAACCUGUUUCCAAUAAAUUCAGAAAAAAAUUUAAAUGAAAUUGAAAAUCAAAUUAAUGAGAAUAAUAAACAUUUAUAUGUGACAACAAUAAAGAACCUUAUAAGAAAAAAUAUUGUGAAAAAUAUAGGCUUAAUCAUUUCUGAAGAACUUUUAUACACAUAUAAUGUAGAUGGGACUCAUGAAAAAAAAAGGUUGAAGAAUUUCGAAAACAUAUACAAUGCAAUAAAAGAUGCAGUAGGAGCUAACCCAGAAAUAGAUGACAUCGAGGGAAGAAUUAGAAGAGCACUUAAUCUUACAAAAAAGCGACAUUUA
Messenger RNA from Lucilia sericata (common green bottle fly), 343 nucleotides. RefSeq lists its product as uncharacterized. The annotation marks the transcript as partial. The record is from RefSeq and is a predicted model, not a curated record. The transcript is spliced from 3 exons. NCBI's taxonomy places the organism in Eukaryota, Metazoa, Arthropoda, Insecta, Diptera, Calliphoridae.